Zea mays is the source of this 5101-nucleotide messenger RNA. RefSeq lists its product as uncharacterized. The record is from RefSeq and is marked validated. Lineage: Eukaryota; Viridiplantae; Streptophyta; Magnoliopsida; Poales; Poaceae. Bases 407 to 4651 code for a protein of 1414 amino acids. The transcript has 18 exons.
GCCUUGUCUUCGUCCUCGCUCAACGCCAAUCUCUCUCCUCUUACCAUUACCCAUUUCUCAAAUUUCCAACUGAAAUACGCCCGCCCCUUUUCCUGCGCGCUCCGAUUCCAAACCCUCGGAGCUCUCAAGACAAGAGAUUCAACAGAGCCGGAGCGGUAGCACCUCUUUCCUGUUUGCCUGUAACCUUCCUGCUACAGUACGCCGCAGCGAUUAGCGGCCCGAACCCAAAUCCGCAACGGCCUGAGCGAGCUAUUGAGCUCGGCGGGGCGGGAUUCUCGGCGUAGAGAGUAUCCUUCAGCUGUAUCGCGAAAGAUUGAGCCGAAUCGGUUGCUGGAGUUGAGCCAGCUCUUGGACUUCCUGCGAGCAGAAGUGAUCCGGAGAUUGGAGCUGCUGGUCCUGCCGCGUCAUGUCGCUGUUCCGGAAGUUCUUCUAUAAGAAGCCGCCCGAUGGUCUGCUCCUCAUCACAGAUAACGUCUACGUUUUUGAUCACUGCUUCUCCCUGAAAGAGGUGGAAGGGGACCAUUUCGAUGCUCACAUUAGAGGCAUUGCAGCAGAUCUUCUGGAAAAUUUUCGCGAUCACUCAUUCAUGAUCUCGAAUUUCGGGACUAAAGAGGAAGAAAGCCCUAUAUACCAUAUUUUGUCUGAGUAUGGUAUGACUGUAUUGGACUACCCUGGCCACUAUGAGGGAUGUCCACUCCUCACCAUGGAAAUGAUCCACUGCAUCUUGAAGUCCAGCGAAAGCUGGCUUUCUUUGGGUCAGCAUAACUUACUGCUAAUGCACUGUCAACGAGGGAGCUGGCCUAUUCUGGCUUUCAUGUUAGCUGCUCUUCUAAUAUACCUGGGGCAUUAUUCCGACGAGGAGAAAGUGCUGGAUAUGGUCUACAAGCAAUCGUCUUUGGAGCUUUUGGAGAUGAUUUCACCUCUGAAUCCCAUGCCUUCUCAAAUGAGAUAUUUGCGCUAUAUCUCGACGAGGAAUGUCAUGCCUGAGUGGCCUCCAGCUGAUAGAGCCCUCACAUUAGAUUGUGUUAUUUUGAGGAUGGUUCCAAAUUUUCAUGGCCAAGGUGGUUUCCGUCCAAUAUUCAGGAUAUACGGCCCGGAUCAUCUCAUGCCCCCUGAUCAGACUCCAAAAGUUCUUUUUUCAACUCCAAAGAAAAGCAACCUUGUCCGUUUUUAUUCACAGGCAGAUGAACUGGUGAAAAUAGACCUUCAAUGUCAUGUCCAAGGUGAUAUUGUCCUAGAGUGUAUCCAUCUGUAUGAGGAUCUGGAUCGUGAAGAGAUGGUUUUCCGAAUCAUGUUCAAUACAGCAUUCAUCCGGUCAAACAUCUUGAUGCUUAACCGUGAUCACAUAGACAUGUUAUGGAAUGCAAAAGACCAAUUCCCUAAAGAUUUUCGGUUUGAGGUUAUCUUUUCCGAUAUGGACAUAGUUACUUCACAUGUCACAACAGAGCCUGUUAUUCAUCAAGAGAAACAAGGACUUGGGGUUGAAGAGUUUGCUAAGGUGCUAGAUAUCUUUAACCAUUUGGACUGGUUGGAUGGGAAAAAAGACACCGUACCUCACACAACCCAGCUAAAGAUCUCAGCGAUUACCGAUGAACCUGAGACUUUCUUUGAUACUCGUGAAGAACUUGAAUCUGAAAGUUCUUCUGGUGAAAUUUAUUCUUCUAGUGUUGUUCUGAAGGUCGGAAAUGAAUUGGAUAUGCUUGUCAGCACUAAACCGAGACAUAUUCCCCAAGAUUCAAGUUCAGCUAAUGUUCAAUCCAAAUCACAAACUACAGUGCAGUCUCCUUCGCGAAUGCGGCGCACAGCAUUGUUAUCACCUUCUAAGGUUAAGGUUUCAAAGACCAGUGCUUCACCAAUGGAACUGUCUUCAAGUACAAUCAUGCCACAACAAUCAUCUUCGCCGGUUCAGCCUCGGCGAGUGAUGUCUGACUCUGCAGUAAAAUUUUUAUCAGAGAUAACAGAAUCAGCAUCAGGUGAGAUGUCUUGUUCACAAACUCCAGUUGAACAUGAACCUUCCUCUCUGAUGGAAAACAAUCCAGCACCAACAGCAUCUCUGUUACCUUUGUGCACACCUCCUCCUCUUCCUCCCCCUCCACCCACUGUCUCUUUACUCCCUGUUCCCACUAAGUUACCCAUAAAUACUAGCACAAGUACCAUCAACAUUUCCCUUAGAGCAACCGUGCGUUCCUCUCCACCUUCAGAACCAUCAGUCCCUCCUAAAGAUCUUUUGAGAACCGAAGAGCUGGGUAAAUCACAAGAACCUUCCUAUGAAACUCGUGGGAAAUUACAAACUGAUAGUACUACAGGUUCCAAUGAUUUCAUACUGUCACCAGCCGCUUCAUCUUCACUGGAUGAGGAAUUGAGCAACGCAAGAGCAUCUCUCCCGACAGAUUUGCCAGCAGUACCUCAAAAUCCAGACACUAGGCCCUUUGCAAUUCAAGCGACAAGAUCUGAAACUAUGCCGCCGCCGCCACCACCACCACCACCGCCUCCGUCAAAAUCAGGCAUGACGCUGUUUCCUUUGACACAUGGUGAAGAGGUAAAAAUCACUAUAGAAAAAGUCGUACCACAUCAGCCUCCGCAUCCACCAGCAGCAGCAGCGUCAUUUUCAAGCUCAAAUCCAGAUGCUGUAUCUGUAAUUCUAGCUCCACAAAAGAGAGCUCGGUCUCCACCGCCCCCGCCCCUGCCCCCACCCCCAGGGUUGGCAAAACCACCAUUUUCCUCUCUACGGUCACGAUCAUCACCUGAAGUCUCAUUGUCUCAACCGCAGUUUCUAGAUAACAAGGACAGUGCAACAAUGGAAUAUCCAGACACCCCGUCUUUGACACCUACAUUUUCACAAAGCGUUACACGGGUGCAAACACUGCAUGUUCCACCUCCACCACCUCCUCCAUCUCGAACACCGCCUGUUCCACCUCCACCUCCUCGAACACCACCUGUUCCGCCUCCACCACCACCUUCAUCUCGAACACCGCCUGUUCCAUCUCCACCUCCUGGAACACCACACGUUCCACCUCCACCACCACAUUCUUCUCAAACACCACCUACUCCACCUCCACCACCUCCCUCUUCACAAAGUUUCCCAUCCUUAAGUAGAAGAAAUCGUGUGGCAGCCCCUCAUCCACCUCCGCCUCCAGCACCACUGUCAUCCCGUGUUACUUCUGCACCAUCAGUACCACCUUCACCCCCAUUACCUCCUCCUAAGCUAGCCGUGGCCAAUAACACUUCACAGAAGUCACCAACAAUCCGACCACCUCCACCUCCACCCGGCCCCCUUCAUAAGCUUACGAAGGGAAGUGUUGCCAAUUCUAACCCUCCCCCACAUCCAGCAUUUUCAUUUGGUGCAAAGGAUCGUAGCACAGCCCGCUCAAAAAGUCCUAGAAGUUUACGUGCCAACCAGGCAUCUAAAAGGACCCCGCUGAAGCCAUUGCACUGGGUGAAAGUUUCAAGAGCAACACAGGGAAGUUUGUGGGCUGAAACACAGAAGUCUGAUGAAAUAUCUAGGACCCCAGAGAUUGAUAUCUCUGAGCUGGAAAGUCUUUUCUCUGUAACGAUGCCAAAUAUGGAGGCAAAACGUCAACGGCAACAACAACACCCUUCUGUUGCAACAAAGCAAGAAAAAGUUCAUCUGAUUGAGCUCCAACGCGCAAAGAAUUGUGAAAUUAUGCUGAGAAACAUUAAGAUGCCACUGCCUGAUCUAAUGGGUUUAGUAGUUGCUCUUGAUGAUUCCGUAGUUGAUGGUGAUCAAGUAGAUUACCUAAUAAAGUUCUGUCCAACUAAGGAAGAAAUGGAACUACUCAAAAGUUAUACGGGCAAAAAGGAGAACCUAGGGAACUGUGAACAGUUCUUCAUGGAGAUGAUGAAAGUACCAAGGGUGGAAUCAAAACUGAGAAUUUUGUCAUUUAAGAUAAAGUUUGUUACACAGGUUGCGGACCUAAAAAGUAAUUUGAAUACCAUCAAUUUGGUUGCUGAAGAGGUUAGGAGCUCUGUGAAACUUAAGCGAGUGAUGCAGACAAUUCUUUCUUUGGGAAACGCAUUAAACCAAGGAACUGCAAGGGGUGCAGCUGUUGGAUUUAGAUUGGAUAGUCUUCUUAAGCUCAGUGAUAUACGAGCACGUAAUAAUAGGAUGACUCUCAUGCAUUAUCUAUGCAAGGUUCUUUCGGACAAGCUUCCUGAAGUGCUUGACUUCAGCAGGGAUCUUGCAAAUUUAGAACCUGCCUCAAAGAUACAACUGAAGGAGUUAGCAGAAGAAAUGCAAGCGAUAACUAAAGGACUGGAAAAAGUGGAGCAGGAACUGGCAACAGCUGAAAAGGAUCCUUCAGAGACAGAGAUAUUUUACAGGAAACUGAAUUUAUUCCUUGAUGACGCCCAAGCUGAAGGAAGGUCGUUAGCUUCGCUUUACAGCAGUGCGGGGAAAAGUGCCGAUUCUCUAGCACAUUAUUUUGGUGAAGAUCCCGUGCGGUGUCCUUUCGAGCAAGUUGUCUCAACGUUGCUAAGCUUCACGAAGACGUUCGAGCGGGCCCAUGCGGAGAAUGUUAAGCAGAUGGAGCUGGAGAAGAAAAGAGCACAAGCGGAAGCAGAGAAAGAGAAGGCCAAACUAACUGCCCACAAGAAGAGGGAGUCGCUGGAGCUUGGAAUUUCAGGCCGGUGACACACCAUAUAUUGCAUCUGUGGAUAGCACGCACUUCACUAAUUCUGUGCCGCCUGAUCACCUAGACCAGCGGCAGAAAAUUUUGUAGCGCUCCUUCAGCGUGUAUCACAAGGAAGCUAGGGAGAAGUAAUGAUGUGUAGUCCUAAUAUAACAGUUCACUCGAUGUACAUAGCAGUUUCAGAUCUGUUGCUUCUGUAAAGAAAGGUUCCACAGCUAGCUCACGAAGGGAGCUGCAGUCUCUUUGGUUUGUCAGGAAGUUAGGGAGAAGUAAUGUUGUGUUAGUCCUAAUGUAACAGUUCACCUAAUUAGCGAGAAGCAAUACUGUACAUAGCAGUUUCAGGUCUAUUGCUGUUGUAAAGAAAGGUUCUGCAAACUCGUUUAGCUCUCGAUUUAUCUUGGGGAAUUCACCUGUUACUGCCACUUGCUAUAGCAAAUCUGUAAUCUUGCGAG